AUGGCUGUGCACAAAAUUAAGAUUAAUGCUUCUGUUCCAGGUGUUCUCUGCAGUAAGUGGAAGGUAGACUAUCAACAGCCUCAUAUGUGUGUAGUGAAAGGAUCAUCUGUUGUCAUUCUUUGUUCAUUUUCCUAUCCUGACAAUCACAUAGUACAGGAAGUCAUGUGGGGACACAAAAAUAUUUUUGCAGAUUUUAACAUUUCCAUGACAAAACUCAAAAGACACGAAUCAAUCCAGGAAGGCGACUCUGUGAAUCUUACUUGCACAGACAGAUGUGAUGUUGGCAACUUCUCAUCUGUCUUCACCUGGUUUAAGAAUGGAGAAUACCUGCAGGAUGGACGAGUGCUGCAAUUAAGAAAUGUUUCCUUCACAAACUCUGGAAACUACACUUGUUCUCUAAAAACAGGCAUAGAAACAACUUCAGGAGUCCGACAUGUUGAUGUUGAAUUGUACUGGUGGACAGGCACCAGAGAUCAGAUUGCUAUCUGUACUUCUAUUGCUGCACUCCUCAUCGUGGUCACUGUUGUUGCCAUCAGAAGUGACUCGUGGGAGGAACACCUACAACAUCUAAAGGUGGUGAUGGCAAAGAUCCAGCGAGCUGGUUUGAUCUGA
Molecule: messenger RNA, 612 nt
Organism: Pundamilia nyererei
Lineage: Eukaryota; Metazoa; Chordata; Actinopteri; Cichliformes; Cichlidae
Source: RefSeq, a predicted model, not a curated record